UGCACUUCACGAAACUCACUCUCUCGGUGCGUCACGGUGGAAGUGUCUCUGGAAUCGGCGGGACUGAAGCGCAUGUCCUGGAGGAACAAUUCUGAGGAGAUUCUGAUGCUUCAGGAGGAGGUCAGAGUUAACUACAAAUCCCGAGGAUUUUACUGGGAAGUUUCAGAGCGGAUCUCCAACAGUUUUGCCUUCAGUAUGUGGAUCAGGAACUCGUUGAGAAACGCAGUAUAAUGCGCAAAUGGACGCUGCAAUGGAAACUGCCUGAGUUGCCGUGUGGACAGUGGCUGCAUGUCGUGCUGGUCGUCAGCUGUGUGUGUGUGUGUGAUGGCGACAGGGUCGUUGGGCAGGCGUCUGUGACUGACUGUUCAAAACACGAACGUCACACCAGGAACUACGACUACAUGGAAGGCGGGGACGUUCGAAUACGACGCCUCUAUAGUCGCACACAGUGGUUUCUGAUGAUCGACGAGAACGGGAAUAUUAACGGAACGCAGGAUCCCAACAACUGCUACAGUGUCCUGGAGAUACGGACGGUUUCUGAGGGAGGCGUGUUGGCCAUAAAAGGCCUGAAGAGCCAGUAUUAUAUUUCCAUGAGCCGAACCGGAAUGUUACAGGGCAAAAAAGACUACAACGACAGCUGCAACUUCAAAGAAGUGUUUUUAGAGAACUACUACACAGCGUACGCUUCUGUCAGAAAGACUCGAGACGGAAAAGAGAUGUUCAUCGCUCUGUCGAAAAACGGCCGGCCGCUGAAAGGAAAGAAGACGCGGAGAGAGAGCGUCACUUCUCACUUCAUCCCUCGCAAUUACCGAGAAGACGAGAAGACACUGGCGUGAGGAUGCACGCGAGAUUACUGUCAGUAUGAGGCAUGUUUGAUCACUGUAAACCCUAGCGCUCACAAUAAUGAACUGAUUUGAGUAGAGCCAACUCAAAUUAUACAAAUUAGUUCCGUCAAAUUAACUUUGAGUAUUUCGAAUUUUCUUUUGAGUUCACAAACUGACACAUUUUAAGUAAGAGUUUUACAUUUUUAUUAUCUUGUUAUUAUUUUAAUUUAGAUAAACUGGGAUGGGAUUUCCCAGCAUGCUUUAUCAUGACAUUAAAAAGGGAGAGUAAAUGCUAAAAUUAAGUGUUAUAUAAUGCUUUUUUUUUUUUUUUUUUAAAAGUGGGAGAUUUUGUAAUGUUUAUUAUGCUAUAGUUUAGUAUAGUUUCUAUUAUGGUGGGUUUUUUGGGAGUUUGCCAAAAAGAAAUUAAGUUUGUAAAGUGCUGUACUCAUUCACCAUGUGCUCCGCUAUCAUUUAUUGAAUUAGUUGGUUAAAGCUAGCCAAGUUUACACGACUAAAAAUAUAAGUUGAGCUUACGUGAUAAAUUUACUGAAAUAUUUCAAGUUAGGAGCAAUUCAAAUGUAUGAGUACGAAAUAAAAAUCUGCAAGUUCUGCUUACUUAAACGUUAAAUUAGUCAACUUAAAACAUUUUUACAACUUAAUCGGGUUUACAGUGCAAUAAAACAUUCAUGCUUUCUUUGCCGAGGAGACGUUGGUGAAACGCCACUGGGUUUAUAUAUGAAAAUAUUCUGGACUCAUGUAAACAACAGCUAUAAAUACUCAUCUGUGUUUUGAGAUAAAACUAUUUUUAUAUUUU
Molecule: messenger RNA, 1638 nt
Organism: Pimephales promelas (fathead minnow)
Lineage: Eukaryota; Metazoa; Chordata; Actinopteri; Cypriniformes; Leuciscidae
Gene: fgf7
Product: fibroblast growth factor 7
Molecular function (GO): growth factor activity
Source: RefSeq, a predicted model, not a curated record